Molecule: messenger RNA, 1863 nt
Organism: Capsicum annuum
Lineage: Eukaryota; Viridiplantae; Streptophyta; Magnoliopsida; Solanales; Solanaceae
Product: pectinesterase 2
Exons: 2
Coding region: 58-1617 (519 amino acids)
Biological process (GO): cell wall modification
Molecular function (GO): pectinesterase activity; pectinesterase inhibitor activity
Source: RefSeq, a predicted model, not a curated record
AAAUAAAAUCACAUUUGUUUCUCAAAAACAUAAUUAGAAAAUUAUAAGCUUCUUAAUAUGGACAAUAUUCAUUUGAUUUUCCCACUUUUACUUGUGUCUUGUUUCUUUUUCCCAUCUACCACAAAUGGCUACUCUAAAGCAGUCAUAAAAUCUUGGUGCCUCCAAACACCUCACCCACAACCUUGUGAAUACUUCUUGUCACAAAAUCCCAAGUAUAUAUCUCCCAUAACCAAAAAAUCUGAUUUUCUAAAAGUGUCAAUAGAAUUAGCCCUAGACCGUGCGUUACGUGCCCAAACGAACACAUAUUCACUAGGUUCAAAAUGUCGCAACGACCUCGAAAAAACCGCAUGGGCUGAUUGUGUUGAGCUCUAUGAAAAUACAGUCCAUAAAAUCAAAAGCAUAGUUGAUCCAAGCACUAAAUGCACAGCUGCUGAUGCUCAAACAUGGUUAAGUACAGCCUUAACAAAUAUCGAAACAUGCAUAACCGGUUUCGAAGAACUAGGGGUCACUGAUUAUGUUAUGCCACUAAUGUCAAAUAAUGUGUCCUCUUUAAUCAGUAACACGUUAUCUUUGAACCAUGGUUAUUACACUGAGCCAGCUGCAACUCAAGUUGAUGGAUUUCCAACUUGGGUUUCACUCGGUGAUCGAAAACUGUUGCAAUCUUCUUCUCCAGCUUCUCAAGCGAAUAUAGUAGUGGCUCAAGACGGCUCAGGAAAUUUUAAGACAGUGAAAGAAGCUAUCGCGGCCGCUGGAAAGAGGAAAGGGACUGGGAGAUUUGUGAUAUAUGUGAAGGCAGGGAUUUAUAGUGAAAAUGUGGAGAUUGGAUCAAAGGUGAAGAAUGUUAUGUUGAUUGGAGAUGGCAUGGGAAAGACAAUUAUUACAGGAAGCAAGAGUGUAGGAGGAGGAUCCACCACCUUUAAAUCAGCCACAGUUGCUGCUGUCGGUGAUGGAUUUAUUGCUCGAGGCUUAACCAUUAGGAACACUGCUGGCCCCAAAAACCAUCAAGCAGUAGCCCUUCGAUCUGGCUCUGAUCUUUCAGUAUUCUACCAAUGUAGCUUUGAAGGGUACCAAGACACUCUUUAUACCCACUCUGAGAGGCAAUUUUACAAAGAGUGCGAUAUUUAUGGUACGGUCGAUUUCAUAUUUGGUAACGCAGCAGUAGUGUUACAAAAUUGUAACAUUUUAGCAAGAGACCCUCCAAACAAGACCAACACAGUAACAGCACAAGGCCGAACAGAUCCGAACCAAAACACUGGAAUUUCAAUUCACAAUUGUAGAGUCACUGCAGCUCCUGAUUUGAAAUCCUCCUCAGUUAAGACAUAUCUAGGAAGGCCAUGGAAAAAAUAUUCACGUACUGUUGUUAUGAAAACAUUUCUUGAUGGAUUGAUUAAUCCAGAAGGCUGGAUGCCGUGGAGUGGUAACUUCGCCCUCAACACAUUGUACUAUGGUGAGUACAUGAACACUGGACCGGGUUCAUCCACUUCAAAUCGGGUUAAAUGGGGUGGAUAUCGCGUUAUUACAAGUGCUACCGAGGCAUCUAAAUUUACCCCUGCUAAUUUCAUUGCGGGAAAUUCUUGGAUUCCAGCUACCAACGUGCCAUUCACUUCUGGUCUUUGAUUUGAUUUAUUAUCUUAUCUUACGAUAUCUUUAAUGUGUUUCUAUGGACUACCCCAUACAUACUGAUUUGAAUUUGUCAAUUUAUAAAUGUUGCUCAAGUUGAAAUGUAUUGUAAUUGAGCAACUUGUUUGUAUUUGUUGUAUCCUUCUUUUGAUUUGUUGUAUUCUCUAGCUAAUUCUUUCUUUAGCAACAAAAUUGUUGAAUUGAGAAUAUCCAUUUUAUAAUAAAGUUCAAAGUUCAUGAUCA